AUGGCCCGUGGGGGGCCGGUGGCUGUCUUGGGUGCUGUCGCUUGCCUUUGCUUCCUGGCCCCGGCGGCUGUGGGCUUCAAGAAGAGAGGACCCAGCGUCACAGCCAAGGUGUUCUUUGAUGUGAAGAUUGGAGACAAAGAUGUUGGCAGAAUUGUAAUUGGAUUGUUUGGAAAAGUUGUCCCAAAGACUGUGGAAAACUUCAUUGCACUGGCUACUGGAGAAAGAGGAUAUGGAUACAAAGGAAGUAAAUUUCAUCGUGUGAUCAAAGACUUCAUGAUUCAAGGAGGAGACUUUACAGCUGGAGAUGGAUCAGGAGGAAGAAGCAUCUAUGGAGAGAGGUUUCCAGAUGAGAACUUCAAGCUCAAACACUAUGGAAUAGGAUGGGUUAGCAUGGCUAAUUCUGGCCCAGACACCAAUGGAUCCCAGUUCUUCAUCAGUGUGACAAAGCCUUCCUGGUUAGAUGGAAAACAUGUAGUAUUUGGCAAAGUCCUUGAUGGAAUGUCAGUUGUGCACUCGAUAGAACUCCAGCAGACAGAUGAACAUGACCGGCCCCUUCAAGACUGUGUGAUUGUGAACAGUGGCAAAAUAACUGUUAAAGAACCUUUCGUAGUUGAAGUAGGUGACUGGUGAGGACAGCAGUCAGAAUGGAAAGUAAAAAUCACUGUUCUGUACGGCCUGUUUUCAACCGAUCUCAACUAUCCAUUGAAUUUUAUCCUCAAAACAUAUGAAGAUACACUUGCAGUAUGUAUCGUUUGCCAAAUACCUAAAUGAUAUAACCAUUUCUUUAACAGCUUGAUGGAACUAUCACUCUUUGAACGACAUUCCACUAAAUGAUAGAUCUUGUGGAAAGUCCUCACAAAAAAAUCUAGUACUUCAGUUUUUUAAGGUUUGAAAUGCAAUUGUGUAAUGCAAAUGUAAUUUUGUUCUCUGUGUUCUCUUUUGCAGUAUUUGUUUCUGCCUUUUCAACUGAAAAUACUGUUUCCUGCAACACGUUCAGCACUGUUAAAAAUGCAAAAAAAAA
This is a messenger RNA of Indicator indicator, 1021 nucleotides long. It is a transcript of the gene PPIC, whose product is annotated as peptidylprolyl isomerase C. Lineage: Eukaryota; Metazoa; Chordata; Aves; Piciformes; Indicatoridae. Gene Ontology annotation, molecular function: peptidyl-prolyl cis-trans isomerase activity. Bases 1 to 630 code for a protein of 209 amino acids. Gene Ontology annotation, cellular component: intracellular membrane-bounded organelle. The record is from RefSeq and is a predicted model, not a curated record. Gene Ontology annotation, biological process: protein folding; protein peptidyl-prolyl isomerization. The transcript is spliced from 5 exons.